AUGCCACGUGUCUCCGUCCAAGCGGGAACCGAUGUGGAGCUAGCUGUCUUUCCGCCUACCGAAUCGCAGCGAAAGGAUGGUUUCCCGUUUCUCUCGCACCUUACUACAUCGCGUCUUAGAAUCAGGCGAGCAAGAGGCAGCAUGGCAAGCCAGCAAGUUCCGCAGGUGCCACGUGGCGGACAGGCACAGGCUGAGGCCGAGCAGAAGCCGCAGGAGGGCGUCUCAUGGGCUGAGCGAGUGAAGGGAACCAUGGAAAAGGGCUCCACAGAGGAAAGGCCUACUGAGCGUAAGAGCAUGGCUGAAACAAGCGAGGGAAAGAGCGUGGAGGAAGAGAGGGCUAAGCAGGCUAAAGAGCAUCAGGCAGCCGCUUCAACCAAGCGUGAGGAGGCUAAAAAGGAGGCGCAGCAGGCGGGUAGCCAGGUGACAGAGACCACCAAGAAGGCAGGUGAGGCGACUGCGGAAAAGGGACGUGAGGUGACGGAGAAGGCCAAGGAAGGACUCAUGUCAGGGACAGAGACAGUGACGAAGAAGACUGAGGAGCUGACGGAAAGGGCGAAAGAGAGUCUGGGAGAGACUGCAGAGAUGCUCAAGUCUAGCUUUGGCAAGGGGCAGGAGGAGGUUCAGGAGGGGGAGACGGCCAUAGGUAAGGGAGUGGAUGUGAAAGGGAAGGAAGAGGCUGCUGCUGUCCUAGAAGCAUCUGCUAAGAGGUUGGGUCAGCUGGCAGAGGUUUUGAAGGAAAAGGGUUUGGAAGCUGAACAUGUGGUGGAGGGGGCAGCCAGCAAGAUAUAUUCUGACAUUCAGCAUGCGAUGGAGAAGCUCUCAUUUGUAGGGGGGGGAGAGAAGACCGGUGGUGAUGUGAAGCAAGUGGAGGGGACUGGUGAGGGAGUUAAGGCUGCAGCAGAAGAUGUGCACGAAGCAGUGAAGACCACUCAGGGUGUUACUCAGACUGUUGUGGUGGGUGCUGCUGAGGUGCUUGUUGCUGCUGGUGAUGCUGUAACCGAUGCUGCUAAGGCAAUUGGAUCGAGUCUGCAGUCACUGGUGCAGCCUUAUGAGAAAGGCACAGCUCCAUCUGCAGACACGUCCGUCCCCUCAGGCACUACUACCAAGACGGAGGAGGAACACAACAAGGAGUCUGGUGCAGGUUCUUAG
Messenger RNA from Closterium sp. Yama58-4, 1149 nucleotides. NCBI's taxonomy places the organism in Eukaryota, Viridiplantae, Streptophyta, Zygnematophyceae, Desmidiales, Closteriaceae. The record is from the annotation of a GenBank genome assembly.